AUGUGUCUAUUCACGGGCGGGACAGCAAGCUACAGGGAUGGCAACAGCAACAAGACAGCGCCCGGCAACGAAUGCACGGCUGGCGACAGAUAUACUGUACCCGCGGGUGGUCAGUCGGCAACCUUGUUGCUUUCCAGCAAGCAAACUGUUGCAAAAGCACUGAUCCUGGUUGACAGGCCGGUCGCGAUAGUGCCCUCCAAUAUUGACCCCUCGCUUUCGUGGAACUUGGCAAACUGCCAUAGUGUUGAGCUCUGGCCUGUCGUCGAGGGCAUUGCGCUGACAAAUGCAUUUGGUGUGGAACUAGGGGUCACGGAGCAGGAGUAUGGUGGAAUCUUCCCCCAUGUUAGCUGUGCAAAUCAUUGUUGCGGACUGAAUACUGCUAUAAAAUGGGACCCUGCAACAUUCUCAGUGUCGAUGUACUCUCUCCGUGAUGUCCAAGCCGGAGAGGAAAUCCACAACCAGUAUAUUGAUGUUCUCGCCCUCGCGCCAAACGACGGGCCCAGCUCGCCCAAUACGACUUUCGAUGCCGCCAGGGCUGAGCUGCGCGACUGGCGCAACACACACACACAAGAUUCGAGCCUUGGGCAGAGGGAUAUGUGUCGUUCGGAUGACGUCGUUAUCGAGUCGAGUCUGCGGGCGCUGGAGCUCGUCAGACAAGAGGGCUUAUGGGGAAUGCAGGUUCCGUUUAUGGAGGACCUCGCAUUGAGCUACGCGGUCCUUGGUGAUGAAGAGCGGUUCAGGGUGUGGGCGGAGAAGGUUGUAGAGCUAUGCUGUGGUCAGGAUCCGAAACGGGCACACAAGUUUGCACAGUGGCUCGCGGACCCCGUCGUAUAG
Mycena indigotica is the source of this 834-nucleotide messenger RNA. Its product is annotated as SET domain-containing protein. The transcript is spliced from 4 exons. The record is from RefSeq and is a predicted model, not a curated record. Lineage: Eukaryota; Fungi; Basidiomycota; Agaricomycetes; Agaricales; Mycenaceae. The coding region runs from base 1 to 834 and encodes 277 amino acids.